UAGGCGCAGGCGCGAUUGCCCUGGAGGUCGGGGGAGGGAUGCGGAGGAAGUGGCGGCCCUGGGUUUGUUUGGGUUGUGGGCGGUGCAUGCACAGCCCGGGAAAAGUGGGAAAUGGCGGCGCCGAGCGCGGGGUCCCCUCCCGCCCUGCAGCAAAGGGGGCUAAUGGCUGCUGACCGGAGGCGCAGGAUAUCAGUGGUUUAUGGUAUGCAUCCUGACCAUCAGGAGACUCUGAAAAAGAACCGAGUGGUGCUAGCCAAACAGCUGUUGCUGAGUGAACUAUUGGAACAUCUCCUGGAGAAGGACAUCAUCACUCUGGAAAUGAGGGAGCUCAUCCAGGCCAAAGUGGGCAGUUUCAGCCAGAAUGUGGAACUCCUCAACUUGCUGCCCAAGAGGGGACCCCAGGCUUUUGAUGCUUUCUGUGCAGCACUGAGGGAGACCAAGCAGGGGCACCUGGAGGAUCUAUUACUCACCACUCUCUCUGGUCUUCAGCAUGUACUCCCACCGUUGAGCUGUGACUACGACAUGAAUCUCCCUUUCCCAGUAUGUGAGUCCUGUACCCCUCACAAGCAGCUCCGCCUGUCAUCAGACACUAUGGAACACUCCCUAGAUAAUGGAGAUGGUCCUCCUUGCCUUCAGGUGAAGCCUUGCACUCCUGAGUUUUAUCAAACACACUGCCAGUUGGCCUACAGGUUGCAGUCUCGGCCUCGUGGCCUGGCAUUGGUGCUGAGUAAUGUGCUCUUCACUGGAGAGAAAGAACUGGAAUUUCGCUCUGGAGGGGAUGUGGACCACAGUACUCUAGUCACCCUCUUCAAACAUUUGGGCUACAAUGUCCAUGUCCUGCAUGACCAGACUGCACAGGAAAUGCAAGAGAAACUCCAGAAUUUUGCACAGUUACCUGCACACCGUGUCACAGACUCCUGCAUAGUGGCACUCCUUUCACAUGGUGUAGAGGGCAGCAUCUAUGGUGUGGACGGCAAACUGCUGCAGCUCCAAGAGGUUUUUCGGCUCUUUGACAACGCUAACUGUCCAAGCCUUCAGAACAAGCCGAAAAUGUUCUUCAUCCAGGCCUGCCGUGGAGACGAGACUGACCGCGGUGUUGACCAGCAGGAUGGAAAGAAGCCCGGGUGUGAGGAGAGUGAUGCUGGGAAAGAGGAGAUGCUGAGGAUGAGACUGCCCACUCGCUCUGACAUGAUUUGUGGCUAUGCCUGCCUCAAAGGCACUGCUGCCAUGCGGAAUACCAAACGGGGUUCCUGGUAUAUUGAGGCACUCGCCCAGGUGUUCUCUGAGAGGGCUUGUGACAUGCAUGUGGCCGACAUGCUGGUUAAGGUGAAUGCCCUCAUCAAGGAGCGUGAAGGCUACGCCCCUGGCACAGAGUUCCACCGAUGCAAGGAGAUGUCUGAGUACUGCAGCACUCUGUGCCGUCACCUCUACCUGUUCCCAGGAUACCCUCCCACGUGAUGCCACCUCCCCAUCGUCCAUGCUGUUGGCGGCCACUGGACCACCAGAGGCACGAUAGAGCCUUUUUUCUUCCAGAUGCAGUUUCUGUUCUGCCCCCUCAGGGAUAUGGGGACCCCCCAGGCUUGUUUCCAGUGCCCAUCAUCUCCGCCUUUGUGUGGGGGACUCCAGGCCAGCUCCUCUUGUGUGAAGCUCUCCCUGUAGAGCCGGCUCUGGCUGAACUUGUUGCCAGGAAUGUUUUGGCUGCAAUCAAAGAGCCUGGCAGGCAGUGCUAGGAACAGUACCAUUGUGGGGGAGGGCAUGCAGGUUUCUUAGUGUUUGUUACUUCAGCCCCCAGGGCUUCUAUGGGGCACUUUGGUCGUCACUCUUAUUACAGUAGUAAUGAUGUUUCAAAGAUGGUCUCAUAUCUGUUCUGUGUUCCAUUUCCCAACACCGUUUGUCCCAGAGAGUUUGGAGGGUGUCCUAAGUUAACAUAGGCAUUUUCAUUUGGCUUUGAAAAGGUAGAUGUGACUGAAAGACACACCCUCUACUGUGAGCAGAAGUGCCUGUACAUUCCCUUCAGGACCGCGGGUCCCUGUGGACAGCAGUCUUCUCACUUCACCCUUUGGGCUGCAGGAAGCCAGCCUUUCAUCAGCAGUUGGGUCUGCAUGCUUUGCUCCUGGGAGUGUUAAAGAGCUUCCUUGGGCCUUCUUUCCCCGAGCGGUUACUGAAGUGAGUGUGUGGGGAGAGUGGGCAAAAGGCCAGGAGGGUGGUGUUCUGCUCACACUGACCUGCCACGUGUCUGCUUUCUCUCUCCUCCGAGAUGUCCCUUCCUCUCCCGUAGUGUUCUCAUGUCCAAGCAGUCAAAGGGAACCUCACAUCUGGAUUUCUGGAAUAGCUUCCCACUGUUGUCUCCCUCCUUCAUGUCUCUUCCUUUCACUGCUGCGUUUCCUUCUGUUCAGUUCUGCCAUGUCAGUGGGCGGUGCCCCUUUGCGGGUCCUUUGGCUCCUGCACUCUGCUUCUUUGUCAGACUUGUUUUGAUUUUAUGUGGUCUUCUCUCCCCUCCCAUUCUAUUUCAGUGAGGAUAUUACCACACACAUUAUUAUUCUUUCAAACCUAGAAACUUUAUUUCUGCUUCUAUGAAACCUUCCUGUUCUUAAGGCAUUCUUUUCCAUUUCCAUUUUACCCCCUCCAGUCUAUUCUUCACAUAACAGAAUGAUUUUGGGUUUUUUUGUUUGUUCAUUAUGUUUUGAGGGACAUUAUUUUAGUUUUUUGUUUCUUGGUAUUAGAGAUUGAACUCAGGGACACUGUAUCACUGAGCUGCAUCUCUAGCCCUUUUUAUUAUUUUGAGGGGGGGAUGACAGGUUUUUGGUAAGUUACUUAGGGUUUUACUAGGUUCCUGAGGCUGCCUGGAACUUUUGAUCCUCCUGCCUCAGCUUCGUAAGUCACUGGGAUGAUAAGCAUGUUCCAUUGCCUGGCCACUUUUUGUUUUUUAAAUAUAAAUCUGAUGAUAUCAUUCUCCUGCUUGGAACUCUUUGGCUUCCUGUUACACCUCAUAAAAUUCAAACUCCUUACCCUGAUUUGUGAGAUAUGGCCCUUGUCUUCCACUUGAACCUUAUUAAGUAGUGGCUUCUCACUAUGCUCUAACCCCGUGGCCUCUUAGUGUCUCAGCUGUUCUAAGCUCUCUAUCCCAAUGCUCUUGCCUGGGAUAGCAUCUUAUUCUUCGAGUUUCAUGGAGGCCUUCCCAACCUGUGAUCUGCUUCUAUGAAACCUAAUAAACAGUCUUCUCUGUUUAUUACUGCUUUCUGUUUAAUUAUUCUUCUUUGGUUCUGGGGAUUGAACCUAGGGGCAUGCUUCCAUUGAGCUGCAUCCUCUAGUCCUUUUUAUUUUUUGAGAAGAGAUUUUGCCACAUUGUUGAUUCUGGUCUUGAACUUUUGAUCCUCCUGCCUCAGCCUUCCAAGAACCUGCAAUUACAGUGUCUACCACCUUGUCCAGCUCGUUUCAUUCUUUCCUUGCACUUACUGCAACUUGUAAUUACAUAUUUGUUUGUUUUACUUGUUUGUUUUUAUAUCUCCUACUAGGCUAUAAGCUCCAAGAGGGCAGGAACCCUGGCUCUCUUACCUGUAUGGACCCAGUGCUUGGCGCUUACUAAAUCUUCAGUAAAUGUUCGUUGAAUGAAGAAAGGAGGCCAGCAGCCAACCCUUUCUAGAAUCCUACUUUUUGACAAAAUUUCCCUUUUGACAUUAUACAGUUGAGUAUUUGUACUUGUGUUUUUCCAGGUGUUCUGUUUUUGUUCACUGGUAUUUUUAGCUCCUUGAAGACAUACCAUCUGUGAGACAGCUUCUUUCACAUCCUGCAUGGUGCCUAGCAGAAUGCACACAUGCAAUAGUCAAGGUGCUCAAUAAACAUUUGUUGUGCGAGCGGGUGGCUUGAAGACUUGCUCCCUUUGGGUCAGUGUAGGAUGGGCGUAUUUGAGUGAUCUAGCCUUUCCACUUCCCACUGCCAAGAUUUGUAUUGCCAUGAGGUGCCAAAUAAAUGUUCAUAUUUGUUACUGUU
This is a messenger RNA of Ictidomys tridecemlineatus (thirteen-lined ground squirrel), 3990 nucleotides long. RefSeq names its product caspase 2 (gene Casp2). Gene Ontology annotation, biological process: proteolysis; regulation of apoptotic process. Gene Ontology annotation, molecular function: cysteine-type endopeptidase activity. Lineage: Eukaryota; Metazoa; Chordata; Mammalia; Rodentia; Sciuridae. The record is from RefSeq and is a predicted model, not a curated record.